This is a messenger RNA of Symbiodinium necroappetens, 2229 nucleotides long. NCBI's taxonomy places the organism in Eukaryota, Dinophyceae, Suessiales, Symbiodiniaceae. The record is from the annotation of a GenBank genome assembly.
AUGGCUCCAUCCCAGUGGCUUGCUGACAGCAUCUCUUCAGUGGAUAACUUCUGCUGGCAGCAGAAGCUGCUUGCAACACCCACGCAGUACUCCAUCCCUACAAGCAAGUGGAACCAUUACGAGCCGCUUCGCAGAAAAUGGAAAAUCGAGGAAAAGAACGACUUUGCCGGCCUAAUCCCAGGAGAUUCCCGUACCUACAACUAUUCGACAGAGCUGCUCUACUUGGAGAUGUACGCAUCUUCCCUCUACUGCAUCACAAAGAAAAAGGGUGGCUGGGACUGCUUGCGGCAUUACGAAAUAUUGUUGGCAGGCUGUGUGCCCUACUUCUUUGACAUCGCCAAGGUGCCGAGCCGCAGCAUGGUGCAUUUUCCCCAUGGCCUCGUGCGCAGGCUCAUGCAACUUCCAGGGGUGCCGGGCGAAGACUUCUUGGCCAGCAGGCUUGGCAAGCUCGGCCAGAGUACCAACACGAACGGUCUGAUCGAUCGAGCAGUUUUUCCAGUGAACGAGUAUGAGAGAUUGCGGGCAGCCAUGCUCUCGUAUGUCGAGAGCCACAUGCUGUGCAAGAACCGAGCAUCCGAACUUCAGGCUUUGCCGCGAGUCUUCAUACACUCAUAUGCGACCAAGGAGAAACCUGUAGACUACUUGAGAGAGCUGCUCGUGGUUGGGCUCAUGGAGACUGGCCAUCAAGUGUACACCACAUUCAAUGCGAGCUAUGUUUUUCAAGAUUUUGACGUGUCCGGAUUAGACGCCCCAUGGGGUUUGGGGUCAUAUGGUAGAGGUUUUCUGUAUGAGCGCGCUUUGCCUCCGUCAUACAGAAGCCGUUUUAAUAUCUGGGUUCCUGGAGAUUCACCUCCAGACGAGCCGUUCUCGUACAUCAAAACCACGUACAACAACAAGCCUUACCCAAUCGAAACGUUUUUCGACAAGGCGGUCGACAUAGUCGUAGAUGGGAACGAUAUCUGGGGUGCACACCCCGAGCCUGUGUCAGCGACAUGGUACCGCCGCGAACUUUCUGACUGUCACCACUUGAUCAAACCAGCUCGGGCACUGCUUGGCACCUUGAACUCAGGUGCACUCUGGAACUGUGAAGUAUCACCUCAAAGUCGCUUGUGUCCGAACCUUCAUGAUGCCGCUCGUGUUUGGCAAUAUGGUCUGCAGAUGACAGCAGAGGUGGAAAUGCAGACACAAGGUUGGAGGAGCCCGAGCGGUGCCGAGUUUCUGCUUGACAUUGAAGACUACUUACGCACGCCUCAACACUUUCCCGAUUUUGUGGAGAAGUUCAUGAUCUUGGCCACGAACGCUCGGCAGUUCAUGGAAUGGUGCGCCAAGGCCGCGGUGGCCGUUCAGGGCAACAACGCCGAGAGGAAUGUGCUGGCUGACUGCUUGGCAAAAAGCUCGCCGCUGCUAAGCUUGCAGCGUGGCUUUCGAUGCGAAGCGGAAGUGUUGCGCUGGGAGCGCCGCCGUGAGCAGGUCAAGGAGGAGAUUCUGCGGCAUGAUGCAGACAUUGUGGGGCUCUGCGAAGUGGAUCAUUUUGAUGAUUUCUUUGAGCCGGAGCUUGAACGAGCGGGCUUCCAAGGAACAUUCAAGCGAAAGCGCAGCCCAGCUAAAGAUGGAGUCGCUGUGUUCUGGAGAGCAGACAAGUUCGACGAAGGUGUGCGGCGCACAAUCUUUUUGGAGUAUGGCCGGCAGCGCACGAAAGCUGCGCAGGUAGCAGUGCUGCAGCGGUUGUGGCCUCGUGAUCGGCAGACAGGAAAGGGUAUCGUGGUUUGCGCGGUGCACUUGCGGGCAUCAUCCGACGAUGGCUUCCGGGUGCAGCAAGCGUCUGCACUGGUGUCGGCUUUACAGGACUUCUCCCGGUGCGACGAACAAAUCAUCUUGGCAGAUGUCAACAGCAAACAGAUGAUGGGGAGCAGCCGCACAGAGAUCGCAAAUGUCUUCGACUAUUUUGCAGCUUGCGGCUUUAAGUGUGCAUACACAGAUCUCGGGUUGCAGCAUGGACGCAGCAGCCCAAAGUACACAACUUGGGCCGGUUGGGCAUCAGGCGAUUUCAAAGCUACCUGCGAUCACAUCUUCGUGUCUAGGGGACUGCAUGCUCAGGCUGUCCUUGAUGUUCCCGAUGCAGACGAACUUGCUGAAAAGUUCCCGGAGAGACUGCCAAACGAGUUUUUCCCUUCUGAUCAUCUGAGCUUGAUCGCCGAUUUAGUAAUUCCUGACAGCAGGCUUGCCUGA